ACUAUAAUUAAUUCGCCCAACAGUAUUAUUAUUAUUAUGAGCCGCUACUUUUUCACACCUUCCUCAUCUUCUCCAUCUCCGAAUCACCAUUGCCGCUCUCUCUUCUUCACCAAAACCCUCAUCUGAAACCCUAAAUUGAACCCCCAAUGACCACAUUCACUCCCUCUCCCACUCCCAUUUUCGUCCUAACCCUAUUUCUCACCCUAAUUUCUUUCUCAGAUCGGAGAGUGAACAGCGCGACAUUCACUUUGGUGAACAACUGCGGCGACACGAUUUGGCCCGGAGUGCUCUCCAAUUCGGGCAGCCCUUUGCUGGAACCCACUGGCUUCUCCCUCCCCGCCGGCACAUCGAGCUCCCUCUCCGCCCCCACCGGAUGGUCCGGCCGCAUCUGGGCACGCACUGAUUGUUUCUCCGACGGCUCCGGCCGCCUCACCUGCGCCACGGGGGACUGCGGUUCCGGUUCUCUAGAAUGCAAUGGUGCGGCCGCGUCUCCUCCAACUACCCUAGCCGAAUUCACCCUCUCCUCCGCCGGCGGGAACGAUUUCUACGACGUGAGCCUCGUGGAUGGAUAUAAUCUUCCUGUUGUUGUAGCGAAUAGCGGCGGGGUGGGGGGCUGCGAGAUCACUGGAUGUGCUGUGGAUCUGAAUCCAUUGUGUCCGCUGGAGCUGAGGGUGGGGGAAGGAGAAGCAUGUCGCAGCGCUUGUGAGGCGUUUGGGCAGCCGGAAUACUGUUGUAGUGGUGAGUUUGGGAGCCCGGACGCUUGCCGUCCGACCGUUUACUCGGAGAUGUUCAAGUCGGCUUGUCCGAGGGCUUAUAGCUACGCUUAUGAUGACGCAACUUCUACCUUCACCUGUGCCGGAGGGGAUUACUCCAUUACUUUCUGCCCUGAAACAACGCAGAG
This is a messenger RNA of Phalaenopsis equestris, 901 nucleotides long. RefSeq names its product thaumatin-like protein 1b. Lineage: Eukaryota; Viridiplantae; Streptophyta; Magnoliopsida; Asparagales; Orchidaceae. Gene Ontology annotation, biological process: defense response. Gene Ontology annotation, cellular component: extracellular region. The record is from RefSeq and is a predicted model, not a curated record.